Messenger RNA from Manihot esculenta (cassava), 2003 nucleotides. RefSeq names its product arginase 1, mitochondrial. Lineage: Eukaryota; Viridiplantae; Streptophyta; Magnoliopsida; Malpighiales; Euphorbiaceae. The transcript is spliced from 7 exons. Gene Ontology annotation, molecular function: metal ion binding; agmatinase activity. The coding region runs from base 436 to 1452 and encodes 338 amino acids. The record is from RefSeq and is a predicted model, not a curated record.
CAAAUCACCAGGUGCUACGUCAUCACUAAUCAUCCCUCUCAGUUUACACUACCGCCACCCACCCUCCUAUUGAUUUAAGCACUCCCUAGUGCCUCCGUAGUCCCCACUCCACUGGACAAAGAUACCCUUCAUCGAAACGUCUUAUCUGGGUAAUAACGUCUUUUACAGGUGGAGCCGCCUAUGCGAGUGCCCAAAUGCCAAAUCACCACGCAGAAGCCCAUUCUGAAUCCAAAUCAUUAUAUUACACGCAUCGUCAUCUUAAUCCUGCAGCGCCAUUUUCAGGCUUCUAUUGAGAGCUAGCGUGCAAUUGAAAAGCUGCAUACCUGCGUCGCCUUAAAUUACCGCAGCCAGUACCUCUUUUUUGUUUUGGAGGCGUUGCCGUUUCGACUCGCUACUCGCACUGUCAUCUGUUUCUUUCUUCUUCCUCUGUAAGAAAUGUCAGUUAUAGGGCGGAGAGGAGUUCAUUACUUGCAGAAACUAAAAGCUGCGAACAUCCCUGCUGAGUUGAUAGAGAAGGGUCAAAAUCGCGUUAUUGAUGCUUCUCUUACUCUUAUUCGCGAGAGAGCAAAGCUUAAGGGAGAGCUUGUGCGUGCUUUAGGAGGUGUUAAAGCAUCAUCGACUCUUCUUGGAGUUCCUCUGGGACAUAACUCAUCAUUUCUUCAGGGCCCAGCAUUUGCUCCUCCUCGAAUUAGAGAGGCCAUUUGGUGUGGUAGCACUAACUCGACAACGGAAGAAGGGAAAGAAUUAAAUGACCCCCGGAUUCUAACUGAUGUGGGUGAUGUACCUGUUCAAGAAAUUCGAGAUUGUGGUGUAGAUGAUGACAGAUUGAUGAAUGUUAUAAGCGAGUCCGUCAAGCUAGUGAUGGAACAGGAUCCAUUGCGUCCAUUAGUUUUAGGUGGUGACCAUUCAAUAUCUUUUCCUGUGGUACGAGCAGUCUCUGAGAAGCUUGGAGGACCUGUAGAUAUUCUUCAUCUGGAUGCUCAUCCAGAUAUCUAUCAUGCUUUUGAAGGAAAUAUAUAUUCUCAUGCGUCAUCUUUUGCCCGAAUAAUGGAAGGUGGUUAUGCUCGGCGGCUCUUGCAAGUGGGUAUCAGAUCAAUCACAAAAGAAGGUCGUGAGCAGGGCAAAAGGUUUGGAGUUGAGCAAUUUGAAAUGCGAACCUUCUCAAGAGAUCGCCAGCUCUUGGAAAAUCUGAAAUUAGGGGAAGGUGUAAAGGGUGUUUAUAUAUCCAUAGAUGUGGACUGCCUUGACCCUGCUUUUGCUCCUGGUGUAUCUCACAUUGAGCCUGGUGGUCUCUCUUUCCGUGAUGUUCUCAACAUCCUCCACAACCUUCAAGCUGAUGUUGUUGCUGCGGAUGUGGUUGAAUUCAAUCCACAGCGGGACACAGUUGACGGGAUGACUGCGAUGGUUGCUGCCAAGCUGGUAAGGGAACUGACAGCAAAGAUAUCAAAAUGAUGAACUUUUCAAGUUCAGGGGGUUCUUUGUUGCUCCUGGAAUCCUUGUUGGCAUAUUUUUCAUUAGUCGCUAUGGAGGGCUCCCACCACCCCCCCCCCCCCCCCCCCUCUCCCAUCCACCCAAAACACACACUAGCAGCGAUGAUAUUUUGAUGCAUUGGAUGGGACGACGUUUGUACUUCAUCUCAAGACCAGGAAUGAGAGUUUUUUUUUUUUUUAUUUAUUUUAAUCUAGGUGGCAUUGUUGUCUAUGCGUCUUCAUGAAGCAGUCACAGUCCUCGACUGUUGUGGCUAGAUAUAAUUAUAUCUCCUAUAAUACAGAAAUUAAGGGCUGAAACAAUCUGGAAAAAGAAGUGGCAUAUUGUCUAAGUAGUGAAAUUGUAACUAGCACGCCAUCUAAGAAACAUGACAGUGUAGGAAACUUAUUAUAGGGAUUUUUUAUUAUGAGAAUCUUUUCUCACAUGUAAAAAGAAACUAGAAAAUAUUGUAGGAUAUGCAAUGAAUUUAUCCUACCAAUGUGGCACACGAAGAAGAAUUUUAAUUUUUCUUUUUA